Messenger RNA from Alternaria rosae, 2455 nucleotides. RefSeq lists its product as uncharacterized. The transcript is spliced from 3 exons. The coding region runs from base 130 to 2355 and encodes 741 amino acids. Gene Ontology annotation, molecular function: lipid binding. Lineage: Eukaryota; Fungi; Ascomycota; Dothideomycetes; Pleosporales; Pleosporaceae. The record is from RefSeq and is a predicted model, not a curated record.
UGAUCAACGCGUCGUUUGGGAGCCUGAAACCUUGGUACAGCUUCAAUGUAACCUCUGCCAGAGCGCUCUCAACUUUUUAUCAACCACAAUUGCACUCCACUCCACGUGAAAGUGAUACAGACUAUCGCAAUGUCACUCUCAUCAUGCUUCGGGUCGCGCAAACGCGACGAUGACCAGCGUCCCUUGUUGCCUCAGUAUCGCGAUGAUACAACGCUCCAGCGCGAGGUGCAUCAGAAGCUCCACUCGUACCAGAUGCUUAGGGCGCUUUCCAUGGGAUUCAUGCCGUCGAAUGAACAAGUCAUCAUCAACCUCCGCAGCUUGUUGUCUGCAGACGUUCUAAACCCAGAGAACCCAGAUUUAAGCGAUUCAGGACGUCUGCUUGUCAAGUUUACGAAACAAUGGCUCCAUCAGUUCAUCGACACGAUGAACCACAAGAACAACGAGGACCAGAUCCAGGACUUCCUCUGGUACCUUUCCAAGUCCAGGAUCUCUGUUGACGUGGAGGAUAUCGCCAGGCGCACGACAAGAUCGAAGGCGAAGGCCGAUGCCACUGCAGCCUACCAGAGCCUCCAAACCGUCGGAUCUCUCCUUCUUACCAACUCAGACUUCCGCAUCUUUCUGUCUGAUCUCCAGACUGUCGGACGCGAAGUCUUCAGAGACACUGCAUUCACACUGUCGAACGUAUCCAAGAGGGCUGCAAAGAAGAUCGAGCCCUCGCAGGCAGAGUACAAGGCACUCAAAGAGCCAGGCGCUGAUGAGGGCCCUGCACCCUCGGCUGAGGAUCUGGGUAACGAUGUCGCGGAAGUAGCCAAGGUGGUUGGGAAUGGUGUGGCCAAGGUUGCUAAGAGGGCAGACGUAAGUCUAGGACAAAAGCUGCAAGGCGAUGAGGGCGAAUCUCUCAUGUACCGCCUGAAGAAGACGGUCACAAACUUGAGGCAAAAGAGGGACUACAACGACUCCGUCUCGGUGCUGGCACAGCUACUGAAGCGCUACGCUUUGGUGUACUCUCGCACGGUCGAAGAUGCCAUGGGCACGCUUGAAACCGACAUCGAUACGAAUCCAGCGAUGGACAAGGCCGUCAAGAACUUCUGGACUUUCAUCAGCUCUUUUGGAGAUGAGCAGGAAUGGAAGAAGCUCGAAGACGCCUUCCACAAGGUCUUGGAUCACUCCCGCAAGGAUCCAGAAUUCGAAGAUCUGCUGACCGACGUUGGUAACUCCCUCCAGAAGCUACUCACCGACCCCGACUUCUUCGAUCAUGUCGACGAGAAGUUCCAGGAACUCCGAAAGAAGGCCCAGGGUGUUGGAAGCGAGUCUUCACUACGCCAGGAUGUUGAUGUGUUCUUUGAGCAGGCCCAGCGAACGUUCAUGGCCGUGACGCAGGAUGAGGACAUUGCGAAGAUGAUCAAGACGAGCACGAGGAUCUGGAACAUUCUGUCGCCUAUGCACAACUAUACCAACAGCGAGCUGGUGCAGGACGCCAUCAACGUCUUCGUUCCUCUUGGAAUUCAGGCCAUCCAGUACAUUCCCAUCCCCCGUCUGGAAGUCUCUACGCCCGAGAUUGACAUGCUCCUUGAGAACCUGAUUAUUGAACCUGGAAAGACCGUCAACCACACCUCCUUCCUGCCUUUCCGCUUCAAGGUAGAAACAUACAACGACUUCGAACUCCGCAAGGCCCGCUUCCGUGUAGCGUCAAAAGCUACUUCCAAGUUCACCAUCAAGAUCGACGGUCUCUCGUUCCGUGCAGAUGAAGUCGGCUUCCUUCUUCGCGCGCACUCCGGUCUCCUCCGUCUUGCCGACGAGGGUAUCGCAUCUUUCCAGCUCGACGAGCGCGGUAUCGAUAUCCAUCUCGACGUCGAGGUUGGCAAGGAGAAGCUGGAACAGAUUCUCACCCUCAAGGCUGUGCGCGUUCACAUCCACAAGCUCACCUACAAGCUUCGCAAGUCCAAGUUCAGUAUUCUCGGCUGGCUGUUCAAGCCGCUCCUACGCCCCAUCGUCCGCAAGGUCAUGGAGAGGCAGAUGGCCAAGGGUAUCGCCGAUGGUAUCCAUGCUGCCAACCGCGAGCUCAUCUUUGCUCGCGAGAGGCUUCGGGCUACGAGGAUCUCCGAUCCAGACGACCUCAAAACCUUUGUCAAGGCUGUCAUCACUCGUCUUACACCCGCCGACGAUCCAGACGUUUACACGAGGGUUGGUGUCGAGGCGCCGGGCAAGGGUGUCUUCGCCGGCAAGUAUGCACCCGGUAGUGUUGUCAAGCUGUGGGAAGAGGAGGGUCGUCGUGCAGCGGAACGCAUUGAUGACUGGGAUGAGGGUGGCUGGAGGAACGACGUUUUUGACCUACACGCCAUGACAAUGUCUUAGGCGUUUCAUUGCUUCUCUCACGAUCGGCUCAAUUUGCAAGGUGUGCUUUCCUUUUCGGCAUGGUGUCAUGGGUUUAUGAUCAUCUCAGGGCAAAAAUGUU